GUGUGUUGGUGCGUACGAGCGUGUACACAACAUAUAGUUACACAGUAGGUAUAUAUAUGUGUAGUUAGAUGGAAACUAUAAAUACACUACUUGGUUAGAGAGGAUGAAGUGCCUUCGAUAUUUCUGCAUGAAAUUAUACAAUGCCCACGGACAUUUAUCUCUCACUAUCAUUUAGUGGUGGCAUAUAUUUAAACGGUACGCAGAUGUAUAUAGUCAAGAUAGAUACAGUGAUUUCCUAAUUAAGUAGCAAUAUCUUAGUUCAUCUGUUUACCUAAAAAAAAAUAUUAUCUGUGUAGCUACCUAACGUACAACAUCAGAGUGGGCAGAGGGUAAAUAAAGAAUCUUUGAAAUGUGGCGUAUCUGCCCGUGAACAGACUUGUACUACAGAAGUGUACCCUAACCGUAAUACUAACCGUAAACCCAACCUUAACUCUGACCCUAAACAUACUUCACAUAAAAAUAUAAACAUAAUACUAAACAACCUAAAACUACCUCGGGUACAUAUCUGUAGUACCUGAUACGACAACGACCCCAUCUUCUAUACUAUGGAUUGUUACAAGCGCUAAUGCAUGGCACGGAGUGUGGGCCGUGUGCUUUUCGAUUACAUAAUGCGGCAGGCAGCUACAUUUCUAUCUGGAGGUGAACAUGUGUAUAUUGAUGUGUGAGUGUGAAUUAUCGUGUUCGCUAGUAAAAGUUUGCUUUUCCCAUAGGCAGUAAGGAGCUGCAAUGCCAAGUGUGUAUAAAAGAGGACGUGGAUUUGGUAUCGGUAGUUCUUCGGAAAUUGCUGAGCAAGAUGAGUCUGUUGAAAGUGAAAUUCUACGUCCUGGAUACGCCAGAGGAGAGGCAAGGGAAAAAAGUAGUUUUCUGGCGUGUGCCAGUCCUCAACGAGGAAAGCACGAGGACCGACGUAACGUUUUUUAACGAGAAAUUCGUCAACAAAUUUACGAAGAGUCGAUUCGUGCAAGUGGGCAACCCUGGAGUCAGAGACGACAAUUUCUCUCUGCACGAUCGGUCGACGGUGAUGAUUUGUGGCAAGUUUGAUGUGGAUAUGGAAGUGGUGAGAGAUUUUGCACAUGGGCCAAAGGUGACAAUUGACGAAGCGUUAAGGUCACCAAAGCGAAGACGUAUCAGCGUGUCCGGCAUAGUCAGUGAUGUUGUUGUAACGAAGGCGUUACCAAGUACGAGUAGUGAAACGCAGCAGCGAGCACAAUUUAACGUCUGCGAUGUUGCCGGCAGCCCUGUGAAGCUGCCCAUCAAAGUUUGGGGCAAGCGGGCUGUAGAGAUAGCAGUGAGUGACGGGGAUGAGGUCAACAUUGAAAACUUGGAGAUUGGCUUGUUCGGAUCACAAAAGGAAGCUACUUUUACCAAAAGUACCAAGAUACAGGUUACAUCAGUGUCCGUUGAAGGCGAACAACAGGGAAUACUCAGAGGAUUUGACAUUGAAGGUGACACUGUGACGGUCGAAAUCACAACCGGUACGUCAGCGAAGAUGUGGACAAUGAGUCUGGAAUUGUUCGACACGCUUGGAAGUGAAGAAGAUAUAAUUCAUGGGUUGGACACAAUGAAAGUGACGUUUACGGCCAGCAAGGGCCAGAUCGUCAAAAUCAGUACGAGUAGUGAAACGCAGCAGCGAGCACAAUUUAACGUCUGUGAUGUUGCCGGCAGCCCUGUGAAGCUGCCCAUCAAAGUUUGGGGCAAGCAGGCUGUAGAGAUAGCAGUGAGUGACGGGGAUGAGGUAAACAUUGAAAACUUGGAGAUUGGCAUGUUCGGAUCACAAAAGGAAGCUACUUUUACCAAAAGUACCAAGAUACAGGUUACAUCAGUGUCCGUUGAAGGGGAACAACAGGGAAUACUGAGAGGAUUUGACAUUGAAGGUGACACUGUGACGGUCGAAAUCACAACCGGUACGUCAGCUAAGAUGUGGACAAUGACUCUGGAAUUGUUCGACACGCUUGGAAGUGAACAAGAUAUAAUUCAUGGGUUGGACACCAUGGAAGUGACGUUUACGGCCAGCAAGGGCAAGAUCGUCAAAAUCAAAAUCUGAGAGUCGAGAGGAUGUGGCCUGAAAUCAACAACAGAGUCAACUACCCACUGAAAUCAGCCCUAGUUGAAAUGGUGGACAAAGAAGCACUAGAUCUCUCAGACCAAUGCAUCUCCAGUCUCACUCUGCAGGUGGCUAUAAUUGGUAUGGAGAGUUGCGUCAACACAUGGAACUGCCACAGAAUUUCAGGUACAAAUGUAAAAACAUUCUGCAUUGAGUAGAUUUGUUCAUUUAGUGCAUACAUGUACCAUAUCUAUGACAUACAUGGUGUACGAGUUAUAAUGUGAGAGGAUCUAGUAGUUAGACAGGUUUCAUUAUCACAUUAUCUUCCAGUCGAUUUGUGACGAUUUAAACACACCAUACGGUGUUCCUUCCACCAUUCAGGAUGCGGAAUCCCGAAUAGUAUGGCCGUAAACAAGAAGAAUACCACUGUGACACCAGUUGAUUUUCUGUGUGCGGAAACAGCUGCCCUGGCAUAUGCUGAAGAAGCUGGGUCAGUCCUGACAGAUCCAGGACCAUUUGCUCCCUCUCCAUUCACAUCUGUAGAGAGUCAACAGCUGAGUGAUGCUGCCUUUACUCGAUCUGUAUUCC
This is a messenger RNA of Priapulus caudatus, 2632 nucleotides long. RefSeq lists its product as uncharacterized. The coding region runs from base 794 to 2044 and encodes 416 amino acids. The transcript has 9 exons. The record is from RefSeq and is a predicted model, not a curated record. Lineage: Eukaryota; Metazoa; Priapulida; Priapulimorpha; Priapulimorphida; Priapulidae.